Sinocyclocheilus rhinocerous is the source of this 1620-nucleotide messenger RNA. RefSeq lists its product as uncharacterized. Bases 40 to 1227 code for a protein of 395 amino acids. The record is from RefSeq and is a predicted model, not a curated record. The transcript is spliced from 8 exons. NCBI's taxonomy places the organism in Eukaryota, Metazoa, Chordata, Actinopteri, Cypriniformes, Cyprinidae. Gene Ontology annotation, cellular component: nucleus.
CACAAUAUUUCCGCAACGCGUCGGUUUUUCCCUGGGAAGAUGGCGACCGUUACAACAGUCACCUCAGAAUGGAUCCAGUUCUUCAAAGAUGCUGGGAUCCCUCCUGGACUGGCUGUCAACUACGCUGUGUCAUUUGUUGAUAACAGGAUUCAGAAAAGCAUGCUCCUGGACCUCAGUAAGGAAAUAAUGAUGGACUUGGGAAUCACAGUCAUUGGGGACAUCAUAGCCAUUCUCAAACAUGCAAAGCAUAUGUAUAGACAGGGUAUGUGUAAAAUGACAACUGAGGCCAUUUCGUCUGGACAGACUAGUGUACAGGCUGAACUGAGACGUACUGCUAACACUCGUAAGUAUUCUGCCACACGCAUGAUCGCCAAUGCUCUGAGCCGGGACUCCCCACCAAGUACGCCUGCCCGGCACCCUGACAACCGAAUUUCUGUAACGGUCUCCAACGCCAGUGCUAAAACAGUGCCUAGCAAGCCAGCAGAUGAAAAUGGGUUGCAAGUGAAGCGCCGGCGAGUCACAAGAGAAAUGGAGGGGAAAUAUAUCAUUAACAUGCCAAAAGGCACAACAGCUCGCACUCGGCGCAUCCUGGCACAGCAGGCCAAGAAAGCUAAGGUUUUAAAGCGUACUUCAGUGUUUGAUAGACUUGGUGCAGAGUCUAAGGCAGACACCACCUCAGCCAAUAAGCAGCCAACAGGUGUGUUUAGCCGACUGGGUGAAGCAGAGGAAGAUGAAGAGGGUGGAGAAAAGACUGAUGGUGUUGCAGACGUCUUCGAGGACAAUGACAGCGACGGUGAGGGCUCAGUGCUGCAGUAUGCCGGCGUCCUCAAACGAACCCCACCCACUUCUAAAAAAGAGACUGUAACCUCCAAAUCUAAACCCUUCACUCUGCGUCGACUAGGUGCAAAGUACAAACUCCCCUCAUCUGAAGGCACACCACCAAUCUCCUCCUCUACCUCCUCCUCCAGCCAGGAGGGGACACCCAAAUUGGGUGUACUGCAGAGACUAGGCAAGGUCCCGUCAUUCAACCCUACCUCCUCGACCCCACUAGUCAGUCAGCCUGCAGACACCCAGGACAGUCGCGUUACGAGUAGCAGAAGCAAAGCCCAGGGCAGCUUUGCUCUGGCCAGCUCUAAGGUCAGUAGUAGCACAGGUGACACUCACGGGGCUCAGAUGGACGCUGGGGCAGUCAGUGUAUUCAAGAGACUGGGUGCCCGGAAAACCUAAUGCCCAAAAAUCUGAAAGGGCACCCUUUUUUUAUCCAGCUUGCCCCUUUUAUAACUUAAAAUCCACCUGAAUUUCCAUUUGAGUGAGUGUGGAGAAACUCUAGGACCACCCUUGAUGGAUUGGGAAGUCGAUAUGCUGUACCUCAUGGAGUGUAAUGAGUAGAUGGUAUUAGGGAAAAAAAGGAACAGCUGCAAUAUUUUUUAAAUGUCAGUGUGGACAUACCUGUUGUCCUUAUGUUUGGUUAUAGGAAUCAUGCUCUAUCCUGCUGUCCUACUUUUAUAGCUACUCUCCUGCGCCCCUGUGAGUGAAACAGUUCUCCAGAUUUUUUUUUUAGUGCAUGGCGCCCAGAAUCAAAUAAUCGAAAUGUCAAGGUUUUUUUUUUUCCACUACAGU